AUGAACGAUAUUACUGAAAACAUAGACAUCGACACCAUCAUUGAACGUCUGUUGGAAGUGCGCGGCAGUCGACCCGGUAAACAAGUACAGCUAUCCGAGAACGAAAUACGGUUCCUAUGCCAGAGGGGUCGCGAUAUCUUUAUGAGUCAACCCAUCCUAUUGGAUCUCGAAGCACCCAUCAAGAUUUGCGGUGAUAUCCACGGUCAAUAUUACGACUUGCUGCGAUUGUUCGAGUAUGGCGGAUUCCCACCCGAGUCAAACUAUUUGUUCCUGGGCGACUAUGUGGAUCGAGGAAAACAGUCAUUGGAAACAAUAUGUUUGUUGUUGGCAUACAAGAUCAAAUAUCCAGAGAACUUUUUCAUUUUGCGCGGCAACCACGAAUGUGCCAGCAUCAACCGGAUCUACGGCUUUUACGAUGAAUGCAAGCGACGAUACAACAUUAAGCUGUGGAAGACAUUUACCGAUUGUUUCAACUGUCUGCCUAUAGCUGCGAUUAUUGACGAGAAGAUUUUUACGAUGCAUGGCGGCUUAUCGCCAGAUUUGCAGAGCAUGGAGCAGAUCAGACGGGUGAUGAGACCAACAGAUGUGCCUGACACAGGGUUGCUGUGCGACCUGCUAUGGGCAGAUCCGGAUAAAGACAUUCAAGGAUGGAACGAAAAUGAUCGCGGUGUGUCAUUUACAUUUGGCCCGGAUAUCGUAGGCAAGUUCUUACAAAAACAUGAUUUGGAUCUGAUCUGUCGAGCACAUCAGGUGGUGGAAGAUGGCUACGAAUUUUUCGCAAAACGGCAGCUUGUCACCUUGUUCUCAGCCCCAAAUUACUGCGGCGAAUUUGAUAAUGCCGGCGCCAUGAUGAGUGUAGACGAGUCAUUGCUGUGCUCGUUCCAGAUUUUGAAGCCUGCCGAAAAGAGACCAAAGAACGCGUACAAUGGUGUGGGUGGUCGUGGUGGAAGGGGUAAAAAGGGUUUAAACAAAGCCAUGUAG
Messenger RNA from Zychaea mexicana, 981 nucleotides. RefSeq names its product putative Serine/threonine-protein phosphatase PP1. Gene Ontology annotation, molecular function: protein serine/threonine phosphatase activity. Lineage: Eukaryota; Fungi; Mucoromycota; Mucoromycetes; Mucorales; Lichtheimiaceae. The record is from RefSeq and is a predicted model, not a curated record. The transcript has 7 exons. Bases 1 to 981 code for a protein of 326 amino acids. Gene Ontology annotation, cellular component: cytoplasm; nucleus.